UCGAGCCCCAAAUCACCAUCUUUCACCUCGCGGUUGCGAAACUUACCAUUGACCUCCCAGAUUACAGCAGCCAUGUUACUCAGCGGCCGCCGCCACCACACCUUCUCACCGCCCAUCACCUCCCACUCCCAGCCUCCCAGCCCCAGUGGACUACGGCUUCUCAAGACCAGAACGCCCAGAGCCUCGAUCCAGGCAUCCAAGAAACCGCCACCGCGCCCAUGGCCGGAGCCAAGGCGGCAAUGGCGGUGGCGGCGCAGCAGCGGCGACGCCGUCCAAGCACCACCCCUCGUCGAGGCCAGCGUAUCCGGCGGUGGCAGCGAGAAGAAGAGCUUCUGGGCGGCGGUGAGUCUCAUCAUCGGCACGGCGGUCGGGCCGGGCAUGCUGGCGCUGCCGUCGGCCACCAUCCGCUCCGGCACGCUCCCCUCCACCGUCUCCAUACUGAUCUCUUGGGCCUACGUCGUCUCCUCAAUCGUCCUUGUCGCCGAGCUCAGCUUCGCCGCCAUGGAGGGCGGAGGCGUCGACGAGGUCAGCUUUACGGGACUUGCGUCGAGCACCUUGGGGGCGACAUUUGGCGGUGUAGUCGCCGUCGUCUACGCCGCUCUCAGCUUCUCCCUCAUCGUUGCGUGCGUCGCUGGUAUCGGCUCUCUGGUCUCCCAGCUCUUCCCGGCUGUGAAUCUGGUCACAGCGAAUGCGCUCUUCCCGUGCUUCGCUGGCGUGCUCAUUGCGUUCUUCCCGUUCAAGGCUGUAGAUGGCGUCAACCGUCUCCUCUGUGGCCUCAUGCUCGUCUCCAUCACGGCGCUUGUGGUCACAGGCGUCUCUGUCGGCCGGAGCAGCAUGCUGAAUUCUCUUGGCUACGCCUGCUGGAGCCCUAGUGCCAUCUUGCCAGCCAUUCCGGUCACUGUGCUCACACUCGGUUUCCACGUGAUUACUCCAUUCAUCUGCAAGAUUGUAGGGGACUCGGUAUAUGAUGCACGCAGGGCAAUACUUAUCGGAGGUGCUGUACCAUUGAUCAUGGUUCUGUCAUGGAAUGCGGUCAUUCUUGGAUUGGCAGGUGCGUCCGGCAAUGCAAAGUUUGAUGACCCUAUUAAGCUUCUUCUCUCGGUGAAUCCAGCGGCAUUGGCAGCUGUUCGAGGCUUCGCCUUUGCUGCAUUGGCAACGAGCUUGAUAGGAUAUGCAGUCAGCUUCCCAAAACAGUUGUCAGACACUUUGGAGUUGAUUGUUAAGAGAUUUUCUCCGGAGCAAGGAAUUGUGGAUUCCGCUGGUGCUGGUGGUGGUCGUGGUAGAAAUGGGGUGAUUCUGACAUGGACUGUGCUGAUCAUUCCAAUAUUUAUUGUAUCAUUCUUCUCGACAGCGUUUGCCAAUGCGCUAGAUUUUGCUGGGGUUUAUGCAAACUGCUUCCUGUUUGGGAUCCUGCCCCCUGUGAUGGCUUGGAUUUAUCGGACACAGAAGAGAAAGAGCUCACCUGAUUCAUGUGAAGAUAUUUUGCCUGGUGGAAAUGCUGCUCUCAUGAUGCUUUUCAGUGCAGCGGUGGUCCUAGCAUUCUGGCACUAGUAGGUAAGUAUAUUAUAAACACAUUUGAUCAUACCAACUAGUUCAGUUAGGACUUCAAAGGUCUCCAGCUGUUUAUUUGGACUGGUGAUUACUAUGCCAGUAUGUCCUAAAGAUUACAAGCUACGGUUUAAGAAUGGUGUCUCUUUAUCUAUGACCGUUACAUACAUACAUAUUGAGCUUGGACUACAAUGUAUGGUUGAAGCUUUA
Molecule: messenger RNA, 1758 nt
Organism: Lolium rigidum
Lineage: Eukaryota; Viridiplantae; Streptophyta; Magnoliopsida; Poales; Poaceae
Product: tyrosine-specific transport system 2
Exons: 3
Coding region: 73-1551 (492 amino acids)
Biological process (GO): amino acid transmembrane transport
Source: RefSeq, a predicted model, not a curated record